Molecule: messenger RNA, 1791 nt
Organism: Pararge aegeria (speckled wood butterfly)
Lineage: Eukaryota; Metazoa; Arthropoda; Insecta; Lepidoptera; Nymphalidae
Product: gamma-aminobutyric acid receptor subunit beta-like
Exons: 11
Coding region: 61-1515 (484 amino acids)
Biological process (GO): signal transduction; chloride transmembrane transport; chemical synaptic transmission
Cellular component (GO): synapse; neuron projection; membrane
Molecular function (GO): GABA-A receptor activity; extracellular ligand-gated monoatomic ion channel activity; neurotransmitter receptor activity
Source: RefSeq, a predicted model, not a curated record
GCCGUUGCACUAGCCUGGUUUCCACACGCCGACCACGCUGCGGGUACCGGGCGAGGAGGCAUGUUCGGAGAUGUCAACAUCUCCGCGAUACUGGAUUCACUUAGUGUAAGCUACGACAAGAGAGUCAGACCAAACUAUGGAGGACCGCCGGUGGACGUGGGUGUCACCAUGUAUGUGCUGUCAAUCAGCUCGUUAUCUGAAGUGAAAAUGGACUUUACAUUGGAUUUCUACUUCAGACAAUUUUGGACGGAUCCCAGGCUUGCGUAUAAUAAAACGCCUGGCGUUGAGACACUCUCGGUGGGCUCCGAGUUUAUACGAAAUAUUUGGGUACCCGAUACUUUCUUCGUGAACGAGAAACAGUCGUAUUUCCACAUCGCCACGACGAGCAACGAGUUCAUUCGCAUACACCACUCCGGAUCUAUCACACGUAGUAUAAGAUUGACUAUCACCGCAUCUUGCCCAAUGGAUUUACAGUAUUUUCCAAUGGAUCGACAACUAUGCAACAUCGAGAUUGAAAGCUUUGGCUACACCAUGCGGGACAUCCGAUAUAAGUGGAACGAGGGGCCCAACUCUGUCGGUGUGUCGAGCGAAGUGUCCCUACCGCAGUUCAAGGUGCUCGGCCAUCGCCAACGGGCCAUGGAAAUAUCUCUCACAACAGGAAACUAUUCGCGACUGGCAUGCGAAAUUCAGUUCGUUCGUUCGAUGGGCUAUUACCUUAUUCAGAUUUACAUUCCUUCCGGCCUGAUCGUCAUUAUAUCGUGGGUGUCCUUCUGGUUGAAUCGGAACGCUACGCCUGCCAGGGUGUCACUUGGGGUCACCACAGUGUUGACUAUGACUACGCUAAUGUCUUCAACGAAUGCAGCUCUCCCGAAAAUCUCGUACGUCAAGUCAAUAGAUGUAUAUCUGGGCACCUGCUUCGUGAUGGUCUUCGCUAGUCUCUUAGAGUAUGCGACUGUGGGCUACAUGGCGAAAAGGAUCCAGAUGCGUAAACAACGGUUCGCUGCUGUCCAGAAAAUCGUCGCUGUGAAGAAGAUAACGAUAGACGGCGUCCCUGGACCUUCAGGACCCGAGCCUCAAGCAACUCCUCGGGCAGUCACACUGACCAGGCCAGCGCCUCCGAGUAGAUCAUCGGAAGUGCGAUUCAAAGUUCAAGAGCAGAAGGUGUACGCACGAGGUGGCCCGUUGGAUAAUGGGCGGGGUGGACCUUCGGUGUCGAUGCAAUCACUCCCGCAUGCAGGUCAUGCCGCUCACCCGGCCCUCCCAGCUCACACGGGGGCACCACCAGCCGCCCCAGCCUCACAGCCUGACGGCGAAGAACCUUUAGCGCCACACCUAAUCCAGGCAUCCAAGGGCAUCAACAAAAUCCUGGGCACCACGCCGUCUGACAUCGAUAAGUAUUCGCGUAUCGUAUUCCCGGUCUGCUUCGUUUGCUUCAAUCUUAUGUACUGGAUCAUAUACCUCCACGUAUCAGAUGUGGUUGCAGACGACCUGGUACUACUUGGCGAGGAAAAUUAAAUGCAGUUCCGUUCCGUCACUUGCGAAGAUACUUUUACUAAGCAAACCAUACCACAGAUCUGGCACUACGUAUUUGGCAAUGUGCUUUCCAUAGAUGUACAUAUUUGAAUCUUGCUAUUUGCAAAUAAUUCCUAGCGAAAGGCACUAGGGAAAAAGACAAAAAAAAAAUACUAACUCUAACUAUUGACAUUGACAAUUUAUUUUAUGAUUUCAAAGAAAUGUCAGUCGAUAAUAAUUAAUGAAAUAGCUGUACAUUCCUGAACCUACUAUAUAAAA